UUCUAAGUUUUUCUUUAUUCACAAGUCAAAUUCAAUCAGUGUUUAGUACGUUUAAACUGAAAAUGAAAUUGAAAUGGGAGUAAAACAAAUUAAAUGCCAUACGCAUGACACAGUCGAUACUGUGAUUUUAAGCCCAUAUAUCCAUUUUUGAAUCAGACGACAUAAAAGCCCAUUAGAGAUUAUUAAGAAGCCCACAAUAAACGAGUAAGAUAAGCUUUACAACAAGGCAGCCACCGUGUUCAAUCGCGUCGCGAAACCAUGGGAGGAGGAGGAGCACUCGCGAACCACAUUUUCGUGUACGGAACGCUGAAAAGAAACCAUCCGAACCAUUUCCUCUUAGAGGAUCUCAUCUCAAAGAACGACGCCGUUUACGUCGGCCAACGCACGACCCGGUUAUCGUACCCGCUCGUCACGGGUCUCUACGGGAUCCCUUACUUGAUCAACCAACCCGGGUCGGGUCAACGGAUCCGCGGCGAGCUUUACUCGGUUUCAAAACGCGGGCUUGUGAGGCUUGACGAGUUGGAAGGGAUCAAAGUCGAGCACUACGAGAGGCUGCCGGUGGAAGUGGUUGAGGAGGAGGAGUCUAACGGCGUCGUUUUGGCGGAGGCUUACUUUGCUCAUCGUAGGUUCGGUGAGAGAUUGUGGGAGAAGAGAGGAAAGCUUGGUCUGUGUGAGUUUGGUGUAAACGACGGCGUUUUGUAUGUUAGGCCCAAGGAUAGGCCCAGGUUUAGCUCUGUUAUUGAUGAAAUUGAAGCUUUUGUUGUCUUCUACUAAUGAUUGAUUCAUAGCUCAAAAUUUGAUCUUUGCUGCUCCUUUCGGAGUAAAGAUCUCUAUAUUGUAAUAAUUGGUUGCUUUCGAUGAUUGUGAUUAUGUUUAACUCUGUUAUUGUUUA
Molecule: messenger RNA, 892 nt
Organism: Brassica napus (rape)
Lineage: Eukaryota; Viridiplantae; Streptophyta; Magnoliopsida; Brassicales; Brassicaceae
Product: putative gamma-glutamylcyclotransferase At3g02910
Exons: 1
Coding region: 259-774 (171 amino acids)
Molecular function (GO): gamma-glutamylaminecyclotransferase activity
Source: RefSeq, a predicted model, not a curated record